AUGAUUUCACUGGAGAAGGCAAUGAAAGAGGCCAUGGUUCCUUCAGGAACUGCUAGGGAGACUGAUUUGGGAAGAGAGGUCUCGUUGUUUGAAGUGGAGGCUACAGCUGUGGAGUCUGUAUUUCAAAAAUUCUAUUCCUACAUUUUUUACACUGAAACCGUGGGGUUCGAACUAAACAGAGACCCCGACAGGCCCAGUUCUGCUUCUAUCUUCGUGGUUAACUUUGACAAGGUCAGAAUGGAUACGAGGAACAAGGAAGUCGAUCUUGAUAGUUUCAUGUUUAGCACAAUUGAUAAGUUGUCUGAAGAAGAUAUGAAGAAACAAGAGGGUGAUUACAUUUAUAGGGGGAGCAACUCAAGUUUGGUUGAGCUCAGACAAAUAUUAUUUGAAUGGACGAUAUGUGACCUCUUUCAUUUUAGUCACCACGAGAAAUGA
Molecule: messenger RNA, 435 nt
Organism: Linum trigynum
Lineage: Eukaryota; Viridiplantae; Streptophyta; Magnoliopsida; Malpighiales; Linaceae
Source: the annotation of a GenBank genome assembly